AUGCCGUCCAAAGGCAGUCAUUCCAACUCUCUGCCCGAAGCACGAGGCCUCAAGUACGACGAGUCGGAUAUGGCACUGUUCCACGCCAAAUUGUCCUACCAUUCCACCAUCGAGGAACGCAUGGCUUCGAAAGACGCCAACCUGGCAUCUAUAUCUGAGCAUCAGGCCCGGAUUCUCAAGCGCUGGGAGAUGCUCAAGCAGGUGGAGAAGGAGAUGGCGGACAAAGGGAAAUGCCUGUCGCCGGCGGAAAAGAAGCAGUUGGCACAAUAUGAAUGGCGAUACAAGCGACUUGAGGAACUGGCGACCAAGACAACAGGAGUUGCACUCUCAAGUCACAUCGGCGCGCGAGGGAGCCUCAACUCAAGCUAUUGGAAACUCCUCAACGCUUUCUGUGAAACUCGGCCAUCACAUCUGUGGCAUUUUUCCCGAACGUGCAGCAAAAGUCUUGGAAUUUUUGAGCGCUGUCGCCAUGCUCCGGGUUCUUCGAAAUGCCAGCAAAAUGGUGACUCAUGGCGUCUUCCCAUGUUAGCCACCAGACCAGUUAUGCAAUCCAUGAAGUGACGAUCCAGUUCCUGCGGAAUGCUGCGAUGAUCGGAGACCUCCGAAGGGUACAAUUCCGGGGCAGUGGGGCACGAACCAGUAUAACUCGAUUGGGGAUGAGCGGGAACGUUGGGAAUAGCGACAGAAGUGCAGGUGAUUGCGAUUUGGUAACGGGAAAUGGCGCCGUAAGGCGGCUUAGUGGAUGGAAUAGGACAGCAGAGACUCAAGUGAGGUGAUUUGGGUGUCUGAGGAGAAUGAGAC
Aspergillus novofumigatus IBT 16806 is the source of this 801-nucleotide messenger RNA. RefSeq lists its product as uncharacterized. NCBI's taxonomy places the organism in Eukaryota, Fungi, Ascomycota, Eurotiomycetes, Eurotiales, Aspergillaceae. The coding region runs from base 1 to 561 and encodes 186 amino acids. The transcript is spliced from 3 exons. The record is from RefSeq and is a predicted model, not a curated record.